GGUGUGUCGCAUGGGGACCGGAGGUUGCAUGCUAUGGGGUCGCUUCCUCCCGGCCCGGCGGCGGCCGGAGCCCCGGGGGUACCCGUGCAGGGACUGCCCAGGCUGGCGGCUCCGAGCCGGCUGGGCGGGGGCGGAUCGUUCUCCCCGCCGCCGAAGGGGCCACGGCCUCUCCUCCCCGGCCGUCCCCAGGGUUCGCAAGGCCCGCUCGGACAGAGCCAAUUCGGGCCCGGAGCGCGCAGACCCGCGAGGAGGUGCCCGGGGCCGCGGCAGCCCGGAGGAGGGAGCGGCCCCCCGGACCGAGGGGCCGAGGGAGGGCCGGCCGCGGUUGCGGCCGCAACAGCCUGUAUCGGGAAGACGGGCCGAGGCAGCGGAAGAACAUGGUGGUUCUCCCCAGAACGGGGUGGGGAUGAGGGAUGCGAAGAAGGUGUCUCUGCAGGGAGGGGUGCAGGGUUGUGCCCGAGACCUCUGUUCAGUUGCAGGUGCAGCCAGGGGCAGAGGGGCUUGCCGGGGUCGCCCACCCACCCGGAGGGAGCCCUGCAGAGCAGCAUCUCCCGCAGCCUCCGAGAGGAGGGGGUUUCAGCGCGUAGGCGGAGGUGGUUACUGGUGUUCCCAGAGCAAGGGUGAGUAGCCAAGAGGAGCGGGGUGGCUGCUGUCUCGGUCUGGGUGCCUGUCAGCCAUGCAGGAGGAAGGCCCUUGCGUGGCCGAGGUGAAGGUGAGCGGGCAGGAGCAGAGCGGCCACGGGCACAGGUGGGUGCAGACCCCCGGAGCGGCGUGGGCACCGCAAGGGACUGAGACCCUGGGUAGGCAUCGCCUGAGAGGCGCAGGGCCAGACAGGCGGUCGGUCCGCACAAUCUCUGCGGGGUGGGAGCUGCGCAGAGCUUGACCGGGCCUCCCCAGCCGGCGGGUGCAAGCCGGGGGGGGCUGCCCAGCCGUGGGGCUGCCCAGCCGUGGGGCUGCAGCUCGCUGCUUCUCAAGGCCUCCAGCAUAGUCGAACAGCAAAAGAAAAAAAAAGAAAAAUCAGUGUAGCAGCCAAGUCGGUGCUGCGAGGAGGGGGCAAAGGAACUAUUUUGUAGGCAUCUUGCUGCUGCAGAAAUGGAUUUAUUGAGGGGAGGGAGGUGCAUUUGUGGGUACACUAUAGUAA
Messenger RNA from Taeniopygia guttata (zebra finch), 1141 nucleotides. Lineage: Eukaryota; Metazoa; Chordata; Aves; Passeriformes; Estrildidae. The record is from RefSeq and is a predicted model, not a curated record.